This is a messenger RNA of Fusarium vanettenii 77-13-4, 345 nucleotides long. RefSeq lists its product as uncharacterized. NCBI's taxonomy places the organism in Eukaryota, Fungi, Ascomycota, Sordariomycetes, Hypocreales, Nectriaceae. The transcript is spliced from 3 exons. The coding region runs from base 1 to 345 and encodes 114 amino acids. The record is from RefSeq and is a predicted model, not a curated record.
AUGUCCUUUGCUCGAUGGACGAAGAUUGCAGCAACUGUUAAAGGACCCAGUCGAAACAAAGAGACCGACCCGAUCGAUGGCUGUUCUCUCACUAGGACCUUCAACGUUGAGUGGCAGAAGGACUUUCGGAAGAGAAACCAUUCCGCCUGCGUCCUUGAGGUCACAGAGACGCUCUAUCUGCUGCUGUUCGCCCUUUGCUUACCAGUACCAUCUCGGCAAGGGUUGAAGCAGCCGGUCAAUGCGGCCGACAUGUUGGAAAAUGCUCCAAAGAUCGACCUCAUGACUCGGGAGAUUUCGCACCAAUUCAUCUUGGAGUUAGACGAGACUUACUGCUUUCCAUCAUGA